AUUCAACCUCCUGGGGAAGCUAAUCGUAACUGAUUUAAGUGCCGACUAUAAUUAACGUAUUGUAGGACCAGCAAAAAUACCAUUCACUACCAUCUUAAACUGUAUCACAGAUAUUUGUGAAAUUUACUAAUUUAGAUAAAUACAUUUAUUCUGUCAUGGAUCGAAUACUUGAAAUCUCGUCAGUUUUUGUGGAUCUAUUUAAUUCUAUUGCUGGAGCAGCAAACCCAAUUACAGAAAUUAGUAUCAAAGAGGGAAAUAAUAGUAAUCUAGAUGAUGAUUCUGUAGAAAUCCCAUCCCAUUUGCGUGAAACCACUGAAGAUUAUAUUCAAAAAAUGUUAACUGCAUGUAAUGCCAGUUCAGGAGCACAAUCAUCUGGAUCCCAGCAAGGAAUACGUGUUAAUGAAUUUAAACCUAAUCUUGACUGGCUUAAUUGUGAAGGUCCCUUACUAUUUCAAAAACAUUUACGUGGAAAAUUGGUACUACUGCACUUUUGGACUUAUUGUUGUGUUAAUUGCCAACAUAUGAUUCCAAUACUAGAAAAAUUAGAAAAGAAAUUUACCAUUGAGCAAGGACUUGUUAUUAUAAGUGUUCAUAGUGCAAAAUUUACUCAAGAACUUCUUAGUGGAAAUAUACAACAUGCUGUUAAAAAAUAUGGAAUUAAACAUCCUGUAGUAAAUGAUACAGAAUCAACUAUGUGGAACGAUCUUGCAUGUUGUUGUUGGCCAACAUGUAUUUUAGUGGGGCCCUUAGGUGAACCGAUGUUGGUUGUGCAAGGAGAACAAUUUCAUAGCAAACUAUUACAAACUUUUAUUUCUUCUUCACUUGAAAUUUUAAAAGCUGCAGAUCUUAUAAGUAACCAUAGAAUAAAAGAAUUACAAGUUGGGUCUCAAUAUUCGGGCAAUGGUGGCAAAAGCACAGUUUUGCCAACUAUCUUAAGCCCUUUUCUUUAUCCGGGAAAAGUCACUGCUACUGUUUGUCAAAAAAAUAGUGGUAAUAGAAAUCAAGGAAAUUCGGAAAUACUAAUGGCCAUUUCUGAUAGUGGACAUCACCGAAUUAUUGUGUGCAAUAUUCGUGGACAUGUGAAGCAUGUUAUUGGUGGAGGUCAUAAUCCAAAUAAACCAUCAGCUGAAAAUCAUGGUUUUCAAGAUGGAGGCUUUAGAGAAGUCUUAUUUAAAAAUCCACAAGGGCUUUGUUUUGGAGAGAACCAAAACAUUUUAUAUGUUGCAGAUACUGAUAAUCAUGCUAUUAGAGCUAUCGAUUUGAAAUUGAAAACUGUCAAAACAAUAGCAGGGAAUGGACGAAUGCUUUUGCCAGCUAGCACUGAUUUUAAAUCUUCAGCUGCUAGUAGUAAUCCAAACUCAGGACUAUGUCCUUUUGGAGGUGCAAUGUGGACUCAACAAUGUUUAAACACCCCUUGGGAUGUGUUGUAUGUUGACCGAUUACGAGCAAUUAUUAUUGCUAUGGCCGGUACACAUCAAUUAUGGGCAUUAUUUCUUGAUAAAACCACUCAAGGAACUAAUAAAUCAAAAUGGUGUGGUAAAGGUUUGUGUGUUUGUGUGGCUGGAUCCGGCAAAGAAGAGAACAGGAAUAAUUCCUAUAAUGCUCUUAGGGCUUCAUUUGCUCAACCAUCUGGUCUAUGUUUAGCUGUAACUGGUGGAUCUAGUGGAUAUCUUGGUUAUCAACCACAAAAUGAAGGUCAACCUCCUCCCUACAAUUAUCACCAAAAUCUAUCAAUAUUUGUAGCAGAUGCGGAAUCAUCAACAGUUAGACGUGUUUAUUUAGAUACAGGAAGUAAUAAUAGUUCAAGUGCAUCAGCAAGCACUCGUUGUUGUACAAGAGUGUUGAAUGUAUGUGGAGGAUCACCAGACCCAACAGAUUUAUUUAGCUAUGGAGAUAUAGACGGGCCAGCUGGUACUAACAGCCGUCUUCAACAUCCAAUGGCUGUUGCAUGGAAUAGAAAAAAAAAUACACUUUAUGUGGCUGAUACUUAUAAUAACAAAGUGAAAUGUGUUACUGGUAUAGUUGGAGGACCAAUUCAAAAUCAGAACUCUACUGAUCCUGGCUCAAAUGCAAAAGGAAAUGUUCAUGCUUUACCACUACCAGUUAAAUUGAAUGAACCUAAUGGCUUAUAUUAUAUUGAAAGUGGAAAUGGUACAAAACGAGAUGAGCCUAAUAGUGAAGUAGAAAAUUUAUUGCUAAUAGCCAAUACAAAUUCACAUAAUAUUUACAUUUAUAAUUUUAACACUUAUGUCAUUAAAAAGCUUCAAUUGGAAUUCCCAUUGAUAUAUGAAACUAAAAAUGUAGUAGGAAAUGCUCAUGUACUCCUUUCAAACAAUGGAAAUUCUCCUGCUCAGUUAAUGGUUCGUGGCAAAGUAUCAUGGCCAAUGCAUGGAUUAAAUGAGGAUAACAAUUCAGACUCUCCUCCUCUAAAGUGGAUUCUACAGCUACCAGAUAACACGUGGGAAUCAAAGGAAAUUAAAAGUGCAGCUAAUGAUUUCAAAUAUUUGAUAAGGAUACCAGUCAAACAAAGAGAAGAAAAAGAAAUUGAAGUUGAUAAUGAAAGAGAUGAUGAUUUAGAAGGAGAAAAUGGUGAAGGUAGUUCAGAUGAAGAUCCUCAACUAGUUAUCUUAAGAUGUGAAACUAGUAUAUGUACUACAGAUCCAAAUGCGGGAUCUGUGUGCCUGCCUGUUCAGUUUGACUUUGUAGUUGAAGUACGUUUCUCUAAUAGUAAAGAUGCUCCAUUAGCAGCAGAUGCAUAUUUUCCUUAUACAGUUCAAGUACCCACUACAGGAUUAAAUUUGAAUAACUCUAAAAGUCUUGUGACACUAAAUGACAAUUGCGAAAAUUGAAAAAAUAACUUGUAUUAAUGUUUUAUAACUUUUAAUAUUAUUUUUAUAUGAAGAAACAUACUCUGUAUAUAUAUAUUUAAUAAAUAAUUAAUUUACUCUAAA
Messenger RNA from Daktulosphaira vitifoliae (grape phylloxera), 2951 nucleotides. Its product is annotated as NHL repeat-containing protein 2. The transcript is spliced from 11 exons. Bases 156 to 2849 code for a protein of 897 amino acids. The record is from RefSeq and is a predicted model, not a curated record. Gene Ontology annotation, molecular function: protein binding. NCBI's taxonomy places the organism in Eukaryota, Metazoa, Arthropoda, Insecta, Hemiptera, Phylloxeridae.